Molecule: messenger RNA, 2622 nt
Organism: Porites lobata
Lineage: Eukaryota; Metazoa; Cnidaria; Anthozoa; Scleractinia; Poritidae
Source: the annotation of a GenBank genome assembly
AUGGCAAUUCCCAUCAUCGAUUUAUCUAAUCUUUUAAACAGUCUUCCAACAUUUGAAGAAACGACAGCUAUAAGGAAAGCUUGCCUGGAUUUCGGAUUCUUCUACGUCGUUAAUCACGGCAUAUCACGAGAUCUUCAAGCAAACGUUUUGGGAAAUUUGUGGAAGUUUUUCAACCUUUCAGCUGAGAAAAAGAGUGAAGUUCAUCGAAAUGACGGUUUUCGCGGAUAUUUUAGGAAAGAGGAGGAGCGAAGCAUAGAAUACAAUUGCACGGAGUGGAAAGAGGGAAUUUAUUAUUUUCGGGAUUUUGACAAUGUACCCAAAGAAAGAAAGGAAAAGGUUUUCUGUGGCUUAAAUCCAUGGCCUAAAGCUGAAUAUGUUCCCGAGUUUCGUGCAGUUAUAGAGGAAUACUUCAGGAAAACACAAGAAUUAGCUUCAAAACUGUUGAGCUGCAUUGCAUUGAGUUUAGGUAAACAACUUUAAUAAUGGUAACAAUCAUUGUCAUCAUCAUCAUAAUCAUAACUAUAACAAAAUUCUCAAAUCUGAUUGGCUAUCAAGUGUCUUGAUUUCGGCACUAAUAGGACAGUGUAGUAGGACAGUACGCAUUGUGUCUAAGUAAUUGGACAGUAUAUGCCGUCAGGCACAAUCUUGAGUGGCUUUUUGUUUCACUGAAAGCAAAAAUUCUCGGAAUUUUUUUGUAAUUUAAUUUUUAAAAAAGCCUAAAAUAUCACAAAUUUUGUUAUAGUUAUGAUUAAUUGGUAACUGAAGUUCAUGUCUUCCAAUUCAGUAUGUAGUCAUACUCGUGAUUAAACAAAUUGGACUUUAAUCAAUUGUACGAUUGCAGACCAAAUUGGACUCCACUCAGUUCUAUUACCAUAAUUAAUAAUGGUAAUAACCACCAGUGACUUUUUGUAACUGCUAAAAACAGGAUAACAUUCACUCCAUGAUCAAGAGACUUAAACUAAAACCAGGUUGUUGAGACAAUGAGCCUUGUUGAGUCAAUGAGCCUGAUUACCCCCCCCCAAAUAUCCUGCCCUGCAUUAAAACCAUGUUUCCACUGACACUGUUGAACAGUUCAUAAUCUGCCUUUAGCUGUAUGCCAAGGUUUGCCCAGUCCCUGUACGGCAUUUACCCAGUUCCUCUCAGUCAAUUGAUUUCGGUGACGUAUCCGAGGUGAAUGCAUGGACCAUGCGUCCCGAAACGCUUUGGCCACAUGGAAUAAUGAGGCCUAGGGACUAGGCAAUGCCGAGAUAGACAGUUACUUUCUAUGGUCUUCUAUGAACACUAGGAAACUAACAGGCGUCAUACAUUUAUAGCAAUACAGUUCAGUAUUUUCCUGCAGGCUAUCAUUUUAUUAUUUGUUAUUGUCAUUUCUCUUGAUUAUUUAUGGAUAGUGUUAGGAUAAAAUUGAUGUUGAUUACUCUCAGGACUUAAAAGGUUAAUUCAACUGACUGAAAAUUAAGUUCACUUUUCCCAGUCUAGUAGCCUCAGUAAGUCUGAAACUUUUCUAGUCACAUCUAAUGAAAAUCAGGCCUGUAUUUAGCAGAAACUAUAUUUCAAAUGCGGACACUUAAGGGCUCUUUGAGUAUGCCCUUAUUAACCCUCGGACGUUCAUGGGGGGUGGGUUAUGAGAUAUGACGGCAUAAGUAGCAGGUGGUCAAGCCAAUUUUGGGUGAAAUUACAUGUUUCUUCAACUUCUUUCAACAAUAAAAGUAAAUCUUGUGGUUAAAAUCAUGCAAAGUGUUUAUUUAUGUAUUAUUUUUCAUGUAAAGCACAAAAAAUUACCACUUCUUGCGGUUUUAACCUGAUUUCCAAUUCUUGGUAAAAUCCAAGAUGGCGACCAACAUGGUGACCAUUGUUGGUGACGUCACAGACCUCCCACAGUACCAACAUCCAUAAAAUAUACCUCAUCUUGUUAAGAAGAGCAAAGGCUUUCCACUAAAGGUAAAAUCGUUUCAAAAUACUGCAACAUAUCGAAAACUCCAGAAAAACAGUGAAGGUAUGAAUCUGCUUGAAUGUCCGAGGGUUAAAGGUUUCAAUGGAGUGUAGACGCAAGAUAGCACAUUCUUCUGUAUUCAGAAUUUUGAACACCGACCUUUAUCAUCCCAUUUAAUUUUAGGUCUUAAAAGAGAUUUCUUUACAAAAGAAUUCACUGAUGACCCCUUUGCUCAACUGGCAAUGUUUCACUACCCACCCCACCCUGCUUCAAAAGAUGGCCAUGAGAUAUGGGGAGUGGGAAGACACACUGACUAUGGCACUUUAACCAUCCUUCUCCAAGAUGACGUAGGUGGACUCCAAGUAGAGACUAAAGAUGGCGUGUGGAUUGAAGUACCCCCAGUUCCUGGCUCAUUUGUGGUCAAUUUGGGUGACAUGAUGGAAAUCUGGACUAGUGGUGCACUCAGGGCAGGGCCACAUAGAGCUAAAGUUUCACCAACUGAGCACCGGCUUUCAGUUGCCAUGUUUUAUGACCCAGGCUUUGACUGUGUGAUUUCACCAGUUCCUCUGGACAAGACUCUAAUUCCAGUGGAGAAGACCAUGGCAAAGUUACCAUUGGACUUCCCAAUACGAUAUGGUGAUUAUGUUUUGAGAAAGUAUUGUGGUAUAUUGCCAGAGGAUAAGUCUUGA